AUGUCGUCCAAGAAGAACAGAAAACAGCCCAACCGGAGCGCCGACAGGGGUUCGCCCUCGCCCUCGCCCUCCGCGGCCCGCUCUCCUGCGGGGGCCUCGGCGGCUCCUGCCGAAGCCGGCUUCGCGGCGGCGACCGGGACUCUGGCGGUGAUCAACUUCUUAGAGAAGGAUGACAAAGUUCCUAAAAAGUUCCAGAAUUCCCUUGUUCAACUUGGACUUGGCACCAUGAAGUCUGCAAAUAUAUGUAUAGGUCGACCAGUGCUGCUUACCAGUUUACAUGGAAAACAAGAGGUCUACACAGCCUGGCCCGUAUCAGGAUUUCCUGGAGGCAAGGUCGGCCUGAGUGAAAUAGCGCAGAAGAAUGUGGGUGUCCGAGUUGGUGAUGCCAUCCAUGUGGAGCCUCUUUUGGGUGCUGAGCUGCAGGCUGAGGAGAUGGAUGUGGCACUCAGUGACAAAAAUGUGGAUAUUAAUGAAGAACAAUUGGCUGGUUGUCUUUUGAGAAAACUAGAUGGCAAGAUUGUUUUACCUGGCAACUUCCUAUACAUUACUUUCUAUGGACGACCGUGCAAGUUGCAAGUGUUGCGAGUGAAAGGGGCAGACGGCAUGAUACUGAGAAGGCUUCAGAGUGACUCUGAUACUGAUGCUCAGGGAAUGGCCUCAAAACGGGGCAGCAUAGAAGCCAGUACCCUGGAUGUGUCCUUACAGCUAAGCCAGCUGGAUCUGGAAGAGCCUCAGGUCCCAUCGUCAAGCAGUAUUCCCUGCAAACCAUUAGAUGACAGAAUAAAUAAAGCUGGUGACAUUUUGUCGGAUGUCACACAGAGUCCUGGUGGCAGCAGUGGGCUCGGGCUAGAGGAAGUCACAGGUCUUGAAUGUAGCUUUGCAUCUGCCAGAGAAGGAAAUGAGUACCUUAUCGAUGAAGAGAGAUUGCUGAAGUCAGCCCGUCUGGGAGCAAAGUGCAACACUGAUACUUUUUAUUUCAUUUCCUCAACAACGAGAGUCAAUUUCACAAAAAUUUGUACAAAUUCAAAAGAGCAAGACAACUCAUUCAAAGUAACUUAUGACAUGAUAGGAGGCUUAAGUGGUCAGCUGAAAGCAAUUAGAGAAAUAAUUGAACUUCCUCUCAAGCAGCUUGAACUAUUUAAGAGUUACGGAAUUCCUCCCCCUAGAGGAGUGUUACUGUACGGUCCUCCAGGUACUGGAAAGACAAUGAUUGCCAGGGCUAUUGCUAAUGAAGUUGGAGCCUAUGUUUCUGUAAUAAAUGGUCCUGAAAUUAUAAGCAAAUUCUAUGGGGAAACUGAAGCAAGGUUACGUCAAAUAUUUGCUGAAGCCACUCUGCGGCACCCAUCGAUUAUUUUUAUCGACGAGCUGGAUGCACUGUGCCCAAAAAGAGAAGGGGCUCAGAAUGAAGUGGAAAAAAGAGUUGUAGCUUCACUCCUGACACUGAUGGAUGGUAUUGGUUCGGAAGGAAGUGAAGGACAGGUGUUAGUCAUUGGGGCCACAAAUCGCCCUCAUGCUUUGGAUGCUGCACUCCGCCGACCUGGACGAUUUGAUAAAGAGAUUGAGAUUGGAGUUCCUAAUGCUCAGGACCGGCUAGACAUCCUUCGGAAACUGCUUCGAAGGGUGCCACAUGCACUCACCGAGGCCGAGCUGCUCCAGCUGGCAAACAGUGCUCAUGGAUACGUUGGGGCCGACUUGAAAGCCUUGUGUAACGAAUCAGGCCUCUAUGCCUUGCGGAGAGUCCUGAAGAAACAGCCUGACCUCCCUGACAGCAAGGUGGCCGCAUUGGUGAAGAUCACUCUGAAUGAUUUCUUACAGGGAAUGAAUGAUGUCAGGCCCAGUGCCAUGAGAGAGGUUGCAGUUGAUGUCCCAAGUGUAUCCUGGUCAGAUAUAGGAGGACUGGAAAAUAUCAAACUGAAAUUGAAACAAGCUGUGGAAUGGCCCUUGAAACAUCCAGAGUCUUUCACCCGAAUGGGUGUUCAGCCUCCUAAAGGAGUUCUUUUGUAUGGGCCCCCUGGAUGCUCUAAAACGAUGAUUGCAAAGGCUUUGGCCAAUGAAAGUGGACUGAAUUUCCUCGCCAUAAAGGGGCCUGAAUUAAUGAACAAAUACGUCGGUGAAUCUGAAAGAGCUGUGAGAGAGAUCUUCCGCAAAGCGAGAGCGGUGGCCCCUUCCAUUAUCUUCUUUGAUGAGCUAGAUGCCUUGGCGGUUGAAAGGGGCAGUUCUUCAGGUGCUGGGAAUGUAGCUGACCGUGUUUUGGCUCAGCUCCUAACGGAGAUGGAUGGCAUUGAACAAUUAAAGGACGUGACGGUUUUGGCAGCUACUAACCGCCCAGAUAGGAUAGACAAGGCUUUGAUGCGUCCUGGGAGAAUCGAUAGAAUCGUCUAUGUGCCUUUACCAGAUGCAGCAACAAGGAGGGAGAUAUUUAACCUGCAGUUUCACUCUAUGCCAAUCAGUCAGGACGUUGACCUGAAUGAACUCAUCCUCCAAACGGACACGUAUUCAGGAGCAGAGGUCAUAGCCCUCUGCAGGGAGGCUGCCCUUCUGGCGCUGGAGGAAGACAUCAAAGCCAAGUGCAUCCGGAGAAGACAUUUCACUCAGGCCUUGAGCACCGUGACGCCCAGGAUUCCAGAGUCACUGCGGCGUUUCUACGAAGAGUAUCAAGAGAAGAGUGGGCUUCACAUGCUGUGAAAGCUCCCACCUAGUCACUGUGCCCACGGUGCUUU
This is a messenger RNA of Molossus molossus (Pallas's mastiff bat), 2720 nucleotides long. It is a transcript of the gene AFG2A, whose product is annotated as spermatogenesis associated 5. Bases 1 to 2685 code for a protein of 894 amino acids. Lineage: Eukaryota; Metazoa; Chordata; Mammalia; Chiroptera; Molossidae. The transcript is spliced from 16 exons. Gene Ontology annotation, cellular component: cytoplasm. The record is from RefSeq and is a predicted model, not a curated record. Gene Ontology annotation, molecular function: ATP binding; ATP hydrolysis activity.